AUGGCGUCGCGCUUCACCGUUGGAGUGAUGCUGGCUGCUACAAUUGCUGUCGCAGCAGCUACUUUUGGCACGGAACAUGUGCACAUAAAAAUUCAUCUUCCAGUGGAGGAGAAGCAUCACGAUGAUCACCACGGUGGUGGAGGCGGAGGUGAUCACAUAGUGAUAACGAGUCCGGGAGGUGGCGGUCACGGCGGUGGACACGGAGGGGGUGGCGGUGGCUUCGGGUCAAGUGGAAGUGGCGGCUACAGUUCCGGAGGUCCCGGGGACGAUCACGGCCACGGCUCCAGUGAUUUCGGGGGUGGGUUCGGCGGGGGCUUCGGCGGAGGUCACGGGGACGAUCACGGAAGUGGCGGCUUCGGGUCUGGGGGGUACGGUGGCGGCGGUCACGGAGGCGAUCACGGAAGCGGAGGCUUCGGGUCGGGGGGGUACGGUGGCGGCGGUCACGGAGGCGAUCACGGAAGCGGAGGCUUCGGGUCGGGGGGCUUCGGAAGCUCUGGACACGGGGGGGAUCUCUCGUCAAGCUAUGGACCGCCCUCCUCGAACUACGGACCUCCCGCUGUCGGCCAUGGGGGAUCGGGUGGCGGUCAUGGGUCGCCUUCCUCGAGCUACGGACCCCCGGGUCAUGGAGGGUCCGGUUUGAGUCACAGAUCGCCUUCCUCGAACUACGGACCGCCACCGAGCUACAGUGGUCCCUCCAGCCACGGAAGUGACUCCUCAUCAGGAUUUGGGAGCAGCGGCCACGGCGGUGGCUUUGGCGGUGGCUUUGGCGGUCACGGAGGUAGUUUCGCAGGUGCGUCAGCUCACGCGAGUAGCGGCAGCUACUCGCCAGGCCCCGGUCUAGGUUCCUACGCCUCUAGCGGAGCUGACGCUCACGGCUCAGGCCACGGAUCAUUCGGCGGCUCCGGUGGCGGUUCCUACUCCUCCGGCGGUCACGGCGGCGGUUUCGGCGGUGACUCCUACUCCUCUGGCGGUCACGGCGGCGGUUUUGGCGGCGAUUCCUACUCCUCUGGCGGUCACGGCGGCGGUUUCGGCGGUGACUCGUACUCCUCUGGCGGUCACGGCGGCAAUCAGGGGGGAUUCACUGGCUAUCACAAAAAGUAA
This is a messenger RNA of Diachasma alloeum, 1101 nucleotides long. RefSeq names its product glycine-rich protein DOT1-like. The transcript has 5 exons. Bases 1 to 1101 code for a protein of 366 amino acids. NCBI's taxonomy places the organism in Eukaryota, Metazoa, Arthropoda, Insecta, Hymenoptera, Braconidae. The record is from RefSeq and is a predicted model, not a curated record.